CUCCCUCCGUAUAGAUUCAGUCGCCACCCAGUUCGAGGGACGAGUUUCAUCCAUUUUCCUCCAAGAGCCGAUCAAUUCCUGCUUCCGUCAAUCUAUUUCGAUAUCAUUAUGAUACUUGAUCGAUACGCCAUCGUGAAAUUGUGGUCCUUCAGAUUCGCCGUCAGGAAUUCUCACCACAUUGCGUCAAAAUCAUCGACUAGCGGUUUCCCGAUGAUCUGCGGCAUUUCUCAUCUUGUUACGAGCGAUUCAAAGAGCAUUCAGAAGCUUAACUUAUCUUAUUGGUCUCCAGGAGCUUCACCAAAUCCCAAAUUUCCACCAUCAUCGAAUGUGUUAGGACUUUUUGGAAAAUCAGGCUCGCGAUCCAGUCGAAAUGUCCUCGGCGUUAGGUAUUUUUGGUCUCACAAAAUUGGAAACGAUUAUAGAAUUUUUGCUAAGAAUUUCGCGGUAAAUCCUGGCUUGGCUGUUAAGAAUACGCUUGCGCGGUAUAGAGAGGCAAUUAGGCUGCAGAUUGAGGCGUUCUGGAAGAGGAAUUAUCUGGUGGUGGUGAGUGUAAGUGGUGUUAUGGCGUGCAUUUUUCUAUGGAGAUUCCUGUUUGGGGUUGCCAAUGCUUUUUUCGGCUUCUCUGAGGGCGUGGCUGAGUAUGGUUUCCUUGCACUUUCGUCGGCUAUGGUGGCGAUUACUGGCUUGUUCUUGCGCGCAAAACACAAUAUCGAUCCGGACAAAGUUUACCUAAUGGCUAUGAGAAAACUAAACACAUCGGCAGGGAUUCUUGAAGUUAUGGGUGCGCCGCUAGCAGGAACAGAUUUGAGAGCGUAUGUGAUUUCCGGAGAGGGCGUAAACUUAAAGAAAUUACGCCCUAGGUUUAGAAGCAAAAGAUGCUUUCUUGUUUUCCCUAUAAGAGGCUCGGAAAGAAAUGGUUUGGUUAGCUUUCAAGUGAAGAAGAAAAAUGGCCAGUAUGAUAUGAAAUUACUGGCAGUUGAUAUCCAAAUGGCAAGUGGACCCGAUCAACGCCUAUUUUUGAUUGGGGACAGACAAGAGUUUGGAAUUGGUGGUGGUCUAAUGUCUGCACUGCGCAAUCCAGUGAUGAAAGCAUUGGCGAAAGCCGAUGAGUUUGAAGCUGAGGAUGAAAGGGAGGACGAGGAGGAUGCUGCUCGGGAGCUUGAGGAAGUCGAAAGAAGACACCGGGAUGAGGUAGAAAAACUCGAAAAAGGUACUGGCUAGCUCUCCCUCUUUGCCUUAUGGUUGUUGUGUUAUUUGACAAUAAGGUUGAGGUGUUUAUUAGUUGCCAAAUGCCAUCUUUGCUAGGAUUUGUGACAAAGUAUUUUUCAAUUGUUUUAAGUCUAU
Molecule: messenger RNA, 1344 nt
Organism: Andrographis paniculata
Lineage: Eukaryota; Viridiplantae; Streptophyta; Magnoliopsida; Lamiales; Acanthaceae
Exons: 3
Coding region: 109-1221 (370 amino acids)
Cellular component (GO): intracellular membrane-bounded organelle
Source: RefSeq, a predicted model, not a curated record